Tachysurus vachellii is the source of this 2151-nucleotide messenger RNA. Its product is annotated as P2Y purinoceptor 3. The record is from RefSeq and is a predicted model, not a curated record. Gene Ontology annotation, biological process: G protein-coupled receptor signaling pathway. Lineage: Eukaryota; Metazoa; Chordata; Actinopteri; Siluriformes; Bagridae. The transcript has 2 exons. Gene Ontology annotation, cellular component: membrane. Gene Ontology annotation, molecular function: G protein-coupled receptor activity; oxysterol binding. Bases 543 to 1829 code for a protein of 428 amino acids.
UGGUGAUCAGGUUCUCUUUUAAACUAGAACCUAGAAUGUAUUCGGAAUAAGUCAUUUCUUUGCCAUGCCUAGUCAGAGUUAGUAUGUUCAAAAGGACAACUCAGCAGAAAUAAAGGAAAGAAGAAAGUCAGGGGGAGGGACAGAUGAAGAGGUGAGAGGAGACCGAGAAGAAGAGAGUGAUGCAUAGAAUGGUCCGCGAUAUUUAUGACAAACAGUCAAGCUGAAGUAGAGCAACAACGUAUGGUUCUGAAUUGACCUAGAAAGAACAAUAGUUUUGGUACUUUUUCAUAUGUAAUUGCCUGUGCCUUCUUGUUCACACUAAUGACGAAUGGACGAUGACCUAACGAUUUUGACUGACAUUUGGGAUUCUGUUCAAAUUUUUUUCUUCUGUCCAAAUUGAAAUUCACAUUGGACCACCAGGCUGGAAAAAACGGAAAUUUAGACAGUUCCCAGCUUUGAAAUCAGAAGCUGUUUUAAUGGAAACUCACUGUGAUGAUGACACCGAAUAACAUCCUUAAUAAGAGAUCCAGAAGCAAUCAGAAAUGGUGACAGACACUCCUACAGGCCUGUCUGAAACAGGACAAGGCGCUGACACCCUUUUCCUCUAUUCAACUAAUUUUUCUAAUGCUGCUUCCUGUAACAUUGAUGAGUCCUACAAGUACAUCUUCCUUCCUAUCUGUUAUUCCUUCACAUUUGUCUUUAGCAUCAGCCUCAAUUCUGUGGUGCUCUAUCGCUCUUUUCGCCGUACCAAGCACUGGAAUGUGUCCCUAAUUUAUAUGGUAAACUUAGCUACUACAGACUUCAUGUAUGGUCUCUCUUUGCCAUUCCUGGUGGCCAGUUACAUCCUGCAUGACAACUGGGUCUUUGGAGAUUUCAUGUGUCGCUUAGUGCGCUUCCUGUUCUACUUCAACCUUUAUUGUAGCAUUUUUUUCCUCACCUGUAUCUCUGUGCAUCGCUACCUGGGCAUCUGUCAUCCCAUGAGAACCAUCACUCUAGAGACCAAACGGGCUGUAAAAGGCACUUGCAUUUUGGUAUGGCUUGCUGUCUUUGCACUCACAUGCCCAAUUUUUAGAUUUGCACAAACAGAGCUUCUUCCUCGUCACAAGGAUGGUGGACCAUUAGCGGUACAUGAAAUGAAUAGUGAUACACAUAAGUCCAAUACAACUCCAAGUGCGGAGAUGUUCCAUAACUGCUGGGAUGAUGCUAUUGAUAAGGAGUUCCAGGACUAUGUUCCUUAUGGAAUAACCCUCCAUCUCUUGGGGUUCUUUGUGCCAUUUAGCAUUAUUGCCUGGUGUUACUCACGUGUAGUUAUGACUAUAUUUCGAACACUUCAUUCCCAACCUCCUUCUAAUGGACUAAGGAAAAGACAAGGAAGCAGGGCAGGGACAGGAGGAGAAGGCAUGUCCAUUAUUCUCGGGGCUCAUUCCCCAUAUGUAAACAGGCGUCGCAAGUCCAUCAAAACCAUCAUAACCAUUACUCUCCUCUUUGCUCUCUGUUUCUUCCCCUUUCAUGUUACCCGCACUAUUUUUUUGGUGCUGAAAGUGACCAGCAGGGUGCACUGCCAUACAAUGCGGAUGGUCUCCAUUUGUUACAAAAUUACUCGGCCACUAGCAUCCUUCAAUGCUUGGCUUAAUGCCUUGCUCUAUUUCCUCACCAAAGAAAAAAGUGGACCCUGCUGCAACAAACCACCACCUUCCCACCAUGGGCUCUUUUGGCCUUUACGGAUGCUGGGAAAAGGUGGGAAUGAGGAGGAGGAAGCUGAAGAGGCAGUGAAUCAUAAAAACAAUGAACUCAAGGCAGAAAACAGCAUAUUCACAGACUUACCUUGAGACAAAAUCUAAAAAUAUGUAAAAUGUAUUUGGAAUGUUAUUAAUAUAAUUUACCUGUCUGUACAGGCAAAUGUACUGGGGAAAUCUUAAAACUGAUAUGUAUACUUUUAUUUCCCUGUGCAUUCAUAUAAAAGGGAGGAUUUUUCAAUUGGUAAACUAAUAAUGUUAGACUAAAUUGUUAUCAGAUUGCAAUUAUACAAUUUUAUUAAUGUGAUUCAGUAAUAUAUUAAAUAUGAUCUGACUUUAUGCCCAAAUUACUUGCCAUAAUGCUACCAGCUGCUGGGACACAAAAUAUAACUUCAUGAGGACAUGCUUACCUCAA